CUGGCGAGGAAGAUAAAGACAUUUGCAACCAAGAUGGUGAUCACGGGUGGCAGCGACGAAGACAGAGGCCAAGAGAGGGAGAGUAAAGAGGAGAGCGUCCUGGCGAUGCUGGGGAUCAUCGGGACCAUCCUGAACCUCAUCGUGAUCAUCUUCGUCUACAUAUACACCACGCUCUGA
This is a messenger RNA of Lepus europaeus (European hare), 177 nucleotides long. It is a transcript of the gene TUNAR, whose product is annotated as TCL1 upstream neural differentiation-associated RNA. Bases 34 to 177 code for a protein of 47 amino acids. The record is from RefSeq and is a predicted model, not a curated record. The transcript has a single exon. Lineage: Eukaryota; Metazoa; Chordata; Mammalia; Lagomorpha; Leporidae.